AACAAUUAAACUAAAUCAACAACGGACUAAAUUAAAUGAUCACAAUGAGAUAAUCACAAUUAGCUAAAUACAUUUAAUUCACAUAGGAAAACAUUUCCAGUCGACCUAUAGACUUGAAUCCUAUGUUAAUUAUUUACUUGUGACUUAGGGUUUGGUUUAGAUUAUUAUUAUGAGCCUUAUGAUGAUGAUAAUGAAGAAGAUGAUGAGGAAGAUAAUUAUGAUGAUGCCAAAAAGACACAGAGGGAAACAUCUUAAUCCAUAGGAGGAUAAUCUACACAGAGAUUAAGCCUUCUGUGCAGAAGCCAUUGGCUCAAAUUCAAUCUAAAGCUGAUCCUCCUCCUCCUCGGCUUCCUCAUCAUCCUCAUCAUCUAGAUAAUAUUCAUUAACGUCAAUCCAGUUACUUGGCCUUAAAUAUCUCGGGUCAUUAUUUGGAUUACUAAUUGUUUCCUGAUUGUUUCAUUCAUGAUGCAAUUCCAAUCAAAAUCAGUUAAUUGGCCCGAUUUCUUAACGAUUUAUUAUCCAUCCAAAUGCUCUUGUUUUUAUUGUCCAUUUUUUAGCUCAUCAUCAUCAUCAUCAUCUUCAUCCUCUCCGUUAACUUCAUCAUCAUCAUCAUCAUCGUCAUUAUCAUCAUCAUCUAAUCAUAAUCAAUUUGGUUUAAAUCACCAACGAUUAGAUUAUAGUCGACUUGCUCAAUCAAUCAUCGAGGAAAAGGAUAAUUCAUCAAAGGAAUUGAUUAAAUCAACUAAUUAUGAGUUAAUUUCUUCCAGGCGAUUCGUUUCUUCAUCAUCUUUGUCAUCUUCAUCUUCCGUUUCAUCAACACUCAAUUCAUCUGAAACUAAAUGUUCACCAUUAGUUAAUCCGUUAACCUCCGCUCUGGUCAAUGGUUGGUUAACUGGGACUAAUCUAAGGUCAACUAAUCAACGGACUUGCUAUUCCAGGCCAAAGAAACAAUUUAUCUGUAAAUAUUGUAAUCGCCAUUUCACCAAAUCAUAUAAUUUAAUGAUCCACGAACGGACUCACACCGAUGAACGGCCUUACAAGUGUAACAUUUGCGACAAAGCCUUCAGGCGACAAGACCAUCUAAGAGACCACAGAUACAUUCACUUGAAGGACAAGCCAUUUAAAUGCGAUGAAUGUGGUAAAGGAUUUUGUCAGAAUCGCACCUUAGCCGUUCACAAGAUCGCCCAUCUCGAAUCGACUCGAGGCCGUCCUAAGGUCACAAUUAACUCAUCCCUAUGAAGAUAAAUUUUAAUUACCCUUCGAUAAUUAAUUUCCAUUAACUUUCGUCCAACCAAAUCAACUCGACGAAACUUAAUCACCACUGGUCAUCCAAUCAUCUAAUCACUUGAGAUGAUCAAAUUUAAAUCUCCUAAACUUGUCACUUUUUUUCCAACAAUUAAAAUGAUCACUUUUAGUCAAUCAUCUAAUCUUUAAUUACAAUUAGUAAUUAGUAAUUUAAGUUAAUAUUAUCAUUAGAGUUUCUUAGUUGCUUCAAUUAUUUGAUUUGUUUUCAAUUGCAAAAUUUUCUCAUUAUUUGUAUCCAUCAAAUAAAGAAAAGAAUCAUUUUACAAUUUAUA
Panonychus citri (citrus red mite) is the source of this 1577-nucleotide messenger RNA. RefSeq names its product protein odd-skipped-related 1-like. Gene Ontology annotation, cellular component: nucleus. Lineage: Eukaryota; Metazoa; Arthropoda; Arachnida; Trombidiformes; Tetranychidae. The record is from RefSeq and is a predicted model, not a curated record. Bases 463 to 1239 code for a protein of 258 amino acids. Gene Ontology annotation, molecular function: DNA-binding transcription factor activity, RNA polymerase II-specific; RNA polymerase II transcription regulatory region sequence-specific DNA binding. Gene Ontology annotation, biological process: embryo development; regulation of transcription by RNA polymerase II. The transcript has 2 exons.